CUCUCUGUUCUGCAUAAUUCAUAAUGAUAAUUGAGGUUAAUUAUGGUGUUUACAGAUGUUUGUUUCUUAAGCUUUAACAGUAUUUUUUUUUGUAAGCCUUAAAAAUGAGUGUAAUUACUGAAUCUGAAAAGAAACGUUUACAAUCAUUGAAGGAGAAGAAACAGGCAUUUAAAGCAAAAGGCCAACUUAUUCAGCAAGCAUUAAAAAACUUGGAUAAUAAUACCAAAUGUAAGAAAAUUAUAUUUGAUGAUGAUGUUGAUGAACAGCAAAAUCUUAAGUUAAAAAAAAAGAAGAGAGAUUUGUUUGAUAAUAAUAGUGAUAGUGAAGAUUCUCCAUGGAAUGGCGAUGAAUUUAAUAUCAAGGAAAAUAAACAUAAAAAAACUAUUCUUGGUAAUGAUGCACGAUUUACUUUAGAUGAUCGCUUUAUAAAAGAUGAAAAUGAAAAAACUGAACUUGUCAAAAGCAUCAAUGAAUCAUGUAAUUUGCAAAAAGAGAAGAAACAGCAGUUAGAUAUUUUAGAAAAUAUUUUAGGAGCACCUCUUGCAAUAAAAAAUCAGGAAACAAAAACAGCUAAAAAGAAAUUGAUGAUACGAUAUGAUCCAACUGAAAAUGAACAUUGUGAAUAUGAAGUGAAAUCACAGCCAAAAAUUAAAGAGAAAAAUACUAAAAAGAAAAAACAUGAUAAAUCUAUAUCAGAGAUGCAACCUAUACUCCCAGAACCAGAAGUAUCAAAGGAUAUAUAUUAUGCUAUAUCUGAUACUUUAACAGAAAGUUUGAAGCAGAAAGAGGAAUUUAGUUUAUUAAAAACACAUAGGAAAGAAGAAGAUAAUACGGGAAAUACUGAAGAUUAUAGUGGAACUAUUAUAGAAAAUAAUAAAACUAAAGAAUUUAAGCUUAAUUUUGAUGAAAAUAAUGUAUUUAAAUAUGAUUCAUCUGAUUGUGAAGAAGAUAUAAUACAGGAAGCACUAGAUACAGAUAAACAAAUGGCUGACAAGAUUGAUGAAAAUACUUGUACAAAUAGCUUAUUUGAGUAUAAAGAUACUCUAUUUCUUGAUAAUGAAGAUAUUCGAUUUAAUGAGGCUGUAAAAUUUUUCAAUACAGAAGCUACUUCAAAUGAUGAUUUUAAAAAUUUGAGACGUGAGCUGAAAAUGAUUGUACGUACGAAAAUUCGUACAAACGAAAGGAAACAUCAGCCAUGGAAUAAGAAAAAGAAAAUUAAAAGAUUUAAAAAAUAGAUUUUUUUUCAACUUUAUUGAGGUAGAUGUAUGUAAAAGUAUACAGUAAUGAAUAGAUUGAUAAUU
Messenger RNA from Camponotus floridanus (Florida carpenter ant), 1301 nucleotides. RefSeq names its product nucleolar protein 8. Gene Ontology annotation, molecular function: RNA binding. The record is from RefSeq and is a predicted model, not a curated record. The transcript has 6 exons. Lineage: Eukaryota; Metazoa; Arthropoda; Insecta; Hymenoptera; Formicidae. Bases 105 to 1235 code for a protein of 376 amino acids.